Molecule: messenger RNA, 1353 nt
Organism: Sporisorium graminicola
Lineage: Eukaryota; Fungi; Basidiomycota; Ustilaginomycetes; Ustilaginales; Ustilaginaceae
Exons: 1
Coding region: 1-1353 (450 amino acids)
Source: RefSeq, a predicted model, not a curated record
AUGCUUGCACGCCUAGCCAGCGUGAGCUGGAUGCUCGCUCUCGCUUGCACCAUCUUUACCGCACAACAUGCAGAGGCAACCACCGCCGACCCCAUCUUCUUCAUUCUGAGCCACGGUCGAAUGAAGACAUCCAGAGUGGAUCCCAUCGUCUCUCCCGGUCAGCUUUCAUCGCAUGUUCACAACUUUGUCGGCAUGAACGGUAUCGACGCCAACACCACCACGGUGGAGGCACUGGUUGAAGCUUCGACAUGUACCACCGCUCCUUUGACAGACGACAAGUCCUCGUACUGGGCUCCUCAGCUCUACACGUACAACCGCAACAACACUUUUAGUCCUGUUUCGCUCAGCUUUGUCAACACAUAUUACCUCAUGAGGGGCAACACCAACAUCACGGCUUUCCCACGAGGCCUCAAGAUGGUCGCUGGAAACGCCAAAGCUACAGGACCCGCAGCUACGAAGCAACUGCAGGACAUUGUGACCUUUGUCUGCCUCAACUACGUCAAUGGAAGCAGUGGAGGAGCCACGUUCCCUCAGAAGUCCUGUCCGCAGGGUCUGCGCACCCAAGUCAUGUUCCCUUCCUGCUGGAAUGGGGAGAGUCUGUACGAGAAGGAUAUGUCGCACGUCGUCUACCCAAAGGGAAACUUUGCCGGCAGCGGGCCUUGUCCCGAUUCGCACAAGAUCCGACUACCCACGCUGUUCUACGAAUACAUCUGGAAUGUUGGCAACACCAACAACACAGGAAUUUCAUCUUGGGUGCUUGCGAACGGAGACUCGUAUGGCUACUCGUUCCAUGCCGACUUCUUUGCCAACUGGAACGAGACAACAUUGCAGGACGCCAUCGACACGUGCACAGGCAGUCUGUUUGGUGAUAUCGAAAAGUGUCCCCCGCUCGCGCGAACUGUGAACCGCAAGGCAGCCGGAGCCUGUCGGGGCAAAUCGACCGAGCCGCUUUCGGCUAGCUUUGCAUCCUUACCAGGGUGCAACAUCGUCUACAAUGGUCCUCAUGCUGGUCGCGGGUUAGCUCCAGGCUGCGACCCAAGUAAAGUUCCGGUGAUGCCAGCUGGAGGAGUCGUGAGCAGCGGCGAGGCCAGAAUCAGCAGCGCUUCAACCACCACCAACAGCAUCAGCACGACCACCAGUUCGGCCAGGCUCAGCUCGACUUCGAAGCUUAUGACGUCCAAGUCCAGUACCCGACCUGCUACCACAUUGGCCAUCGAGCCUCGAUCGACAUUCUCAACUAGCAGCCGGCGCGCCAUGACUGUUUUUACCGCCGCCAAGUCGACGAACACAAGGAGGAGCGCUACUUCGACUCGCAAGAAGCAUCGUGCCACACAUGUUGCUCACAUUCACUGA